Molecule: messenger RNA, 4714 nt
Organism: Solea solea (common sole)
Lineage: Eukaryota; Metazoa; Chordata; Actinopteri; Pleuronectiformes; Soleidae
Gene: golga7bb
Product: golgin A7 family, member Bb
Exons: 5
Coding region: 108-587 (159 amino acids)
Biological process (GO): protein targeting to membrane; peptidyl-L-cysteine S-palmitoylation
Cellular component (GO): palmitoyltransferase complex
Source: RefSeq, a predicted model, not a curated record
CACACACACACACACGGAGGCUCAGCAGAGUCAGGUUGUUGAGCAGAGAAGCGGCUGCAGUCGUUUUUUCAGCCCGGGACAAAAACCCUGUAGCGUCUCAUUGCAACAUGGCGACAGAGUUCCACAACCUCCAGGAGCUGAGGCACAGUGCAACGCUGGUAACAAAGGUGUUUAUUCAGAGGGAUUACUGCGAAGGGACCGUCUGCCGCUUCCAGACCAAGUUCCCCUCGGAGCUCGACAACAGGAUUGAGCGAACCUUGCUUGAGGAGACGGUGAAGACCCUGAACUCUUGUUAUGCCGAGGCCGAGAAAAUCGGAGGUCAGUCGUACCUGGAGGGAUGUCUGGCCUGUGCAACGGCUUACAUCGUCUUCCUCUGCAUGGAGACACGCUACGAGAAGGUGCUGAGGAAGAUAUCAGGCUACGUCCAAGAGCAGAAUGAGAAGAUCUAUGCUCCUCGAGGUCUGCUGCUCACAGACCCCAUAGAGAGAGGAAUGAGGGUUCUGGAGAUCAGUGUUUAUGAAGACCGGGGCUCGGGCAGCUCCAGUCCCAGCAGCAGCAUGUCGUCAGCAGGCAGCAGUGCCCGAUGACUGGAGGGGCAGCACCAGGCGUACGGGUACCACCACCACCACCACCACCACAGGGGCAGCGGGACACUCACCAACAUCCGCAUGCUGAAACAUGAGAGCACAAGAUUCUAAGUGGAGAGGAAAAAAAAAAAUGUAAGAAGGUGAUCGACAGCAUUCACACUCUCCCUGCAGCAGUCUACCUUGAAUACAGGAGCUGGCUUACACAAACACACUGGAUAUGUAACAGAAUCAACACAAAGUGCAACAGAACCCACACAUAGACUGCAGACACACGUACAAGCCAACAUUCAGAAUGUCUGUGAGGGAAUCGAUUUCACUUUCCAACUGCUUUCCAAACCAAAAUAAUCUUUAUUUUUGUUUUCGCUUCCAAUUUUUUCCAUUCACCUUUUCUCUCAUUCCUUCACGUCUGUUUCCAUGAGUCACACCGUCUCCGCGGCGGAGCCGAUUCAGCGGGCUCGCCCUUGAUUAGACCGGACGUCAAUGCUGGAUUGUUUUCAGAGGGGGUGUCACUGUCACUGUUUCUAUCUCCCGUUGCAUGGGAAGCGUAGUCUGAGGUCUGAGGGAGACCCAGUGUUCUCCUGUCUCGCUGAAUGAGCGCAUUCAUGUCAGGUGGUUCGGGUCAAGCUGCUCUGAAUGCCCGCAGAUUGGCUCUGCUGUGGUCCGAUGCUCCAUUCACAGGCAUUUGGCUUCGGUAUCAAACAGCUGAGCACCAGAACAGAGAGCACCUUGGAUUAUUUAUCCCUCUCAUUUACAAGAGUGGACGCUAGUGAUCCACAUCACAGCUGCAGGUCACACACACACACACACACACAUCCUUGUGCUAAAGAAGACACUCAUAGACAUAAUGCAUUCUCUUACCCUUACCAUUACUUUAACCAUUACAAAAUAAAUGCAUAAACCUUAACCUGAGUUUAACAUAAACCCACUCUUAACCUUAAAACCCUAACCCUCCGUCUUUAACCCUGAACAAGCGUGUGAAAGCUGUGAGGAACACGGUGAUUCUGGCUGAGGAGGAGUUGACGUAGCCAGACGCUGUUCUGUUCCCUGUGGUCUCAGCUCAUUGGGAAGGCAAGCAAACCCAGGCCCUGUUAGUCUGUGCUAGUCUGUUUCUUCAGACUUAAUGACAUGUGUAUGUUUGCGUAUGGAGACAUUUACACUGUCAGCUGGGAAAUAGUGACUUUAUUAAUUAAUCCCGAAGGAAAAAGUCGUGUUUCCAGCAGCACAGCACCUGAGUACUAAAGGUAUGCGUCAGCCCGUGGGUAGGUGGAAAGGGAAUUGGCUUGUAACAGGAGGGUUUGAGUCCCCACCAGGUCAAAUGGCUGGGGUAUACCCCUGAGCAAGGUACCUAACCCCCACUGCUUGCCAGGUGCUGUGUUGAGUGCUGAGUUCUGGUAUAGGAUGGGUUAAAUGCAGAGAAGUAUUUUCUCUACCAGUAAAAAGUAGAAAUAAAGCUUUAAAAUAAAAGCUAUAUUGGUAAAAAUGUACAUUUUUAAUUGAGGCAACACAGAACACAAGAAAUGAAUGGUCAAUUGUCUCUUAAAGGUGUACAUUUCUUUAUUGCCUUCUCAUUUGACAAUUAAUAAACAUUUUUUUUGUUGGUGAAACACAGUUGUAGCUCCCUCUAGAGUCAGGCUGAGGAAGUGCAGAACGUCUUUAUCAAAAAUCCACCCCAAAGGGGAUUUGAGUUUAAAAGGCAGAGCUGAUAUGAUUCACACUUAUUUCCUAAUUAAAGUCAUAUCCAUCUGACACUAAUUAUGCACAGUGCUGAUUUGCUCUGUGGGUAAUUUCCUCAUUCGGCGUCUUCAGUACACAAAAGAUACAUCAGCCCUGAGGAGAAGAAAACUCUGCCUCUCCUAUUAGGAAACACUGCAUCCUGUCUGUCUGACUGAUGCAUGUGUGUGUGUGUGUGUGUGUGUGUGUGUGUGAAGCCUGGUGAAACGAGGGAUUGUUCUUAUGUAAGUAAAAUAUGCUGAUGGCAGGAGACAGAACACCCACACGAUGUCUAACUAAAGACACCACUUCAUGAAAAAAACAUUAACCACGUCUCACUGUCUGCAUAUUUUUACAUCGCAUUACAUUUACUUUUAUCAUACUUUGAUUUGAUUUGAUUUCUUUUUUCCGCCUCUUAUUUUGCCACUUCAUUAACAAGGAGCAGAGCCCCUGCUUUACCUUACAAAGCAGCAGAAGUUAAACUAUCUGCUGGGAAGUAGUCGAACACUCCAGUGUCUUUGAGUUUGAUUUCUAAAAAAGGAAAACAGUUUUCACUGCUGCUGCUUCUGCUGCUUCUGCUGCUGCUGAUUUCAGUUGUGCUUGCGUUCAGCCUCCUGUGCCUUUUUCGAUGCCUUCAUGUUUCAUCCCAGUGGAAUGGAAACCCGACCUGGGGCUGCUGGACUGACCAAUUAAAAAUGGACUCACCACUGCCAAUAAGCCAAAAUAAAGGCGCUGGUUGGACAAUGUAGACAGAAAUACAGAUCAAAUAAUGACUCUUUUUACGGCGUGUACAGUAGAAGAGCUGUACUCUGCGAGCUUGUUAGUAUUCAUUUGCACUGACUUUGUAAAGUAUAAGGAGCGUGGGUUUAAACUGCGUCACUGCUGACUUUGUGCUGCUUCCUACAAACAUGGUUAACGUUUGUUAAAUUGUGUUUACAGAGCAGCUACUGUGUGGAAGCUUGGUGAGCUGAAGAAAUGUGAUGGAAGUGUUGCUGAUGUAGCUUUUGAUAUUGUUACCAAUGCCAAUAUCUAUAAUAGUGGAGGUAAACAGAGGGGUGAUGUAUAUAAUGAGCCACAUUCAAAAGUGUAGUUGUUAACCCUUUUGUUUCCAUUGCUAUGUUUAAACAUACACUAUAUACAGAGGCUAUACAAAUGUGCAAUAUAGUAAAGAGGGUUUUGUUUUGGCAUUAUUGAGAAUGAAUAUUAAUAAUUCAUGCAUAACCUUUUAGUAGAGAAUUCAAAUCAGCUAUUUUUCUCACAGUUGUCCUUCAGUCUCAUCUUUGGUGCAGACGUCCAUGAUCCCCAGAGGAUGAACCCUCCUGAUUUUUGUGCCAACCUUUUCACAUAAUGGGUGACAUUUCUCCUCAGGCGCUGCCAACAGGGUCAACAUUUGUGGUUUUUGGUUGGUGAAAUAUACAUCCACUCAUUCACUGUCCCUUAUAUUAAUAAUUGUAAAUAACCUUCUAUUUUUAGUGCCAUCAUCUGGUCAACGUUGGAAUUUGUCCAAAACACCUACAGAGCUCAUUAUAUUCCCAUCAGCUGUAGUUUAUGUUCUCUGCAGACGCGCUUUAACUCAGUUGAUGAACAUUUUCAUUAGCAUGUAGCCAUUGCCAGUGUACAGUAGAGACCUAGUUUGCAUUUAUUCUUAUUUGAAGUGUCUACAUAAAAACUGUAUGUACAGUGAUGUGAGUGUAGACAGAACCUAAAAAGAAUUAUUAUUAUUGACCUAUCUUUAAAGACUAUAAGGUGGAUUAAGUACCAUAAGUUGAGUUGUCAUGUAACUUGAUUUUUCAGGAACGAUUUGUCUUUGAUUAAUGAAGACAGUCAAGAGAUUGAGGAUUCUAUUGUUAUGUUGUAAAGAUGUAUAUUAGAUUAAACCUAAGCACCCGUCAUAGAGAACAUGAUGAAACAUGAUGAAACAUGAUGAAACAUGAUGAAACCUGUACCAAAAACAUGUCCUCAUGGUCCGACUGAUGAUGUACAGUUUAUUUCAGCGUAUACAUUCUCAAAUGCCAUCUAUAUAUUUAUCCUGUACUGUAUUUCACAGUGUGUUUAGACACCUAUGAGUCAACAUAUAAGCCUCAGUACUGUAUGGAUAUCAUGCGGUCACGAGUGAGACGUGGUUCAUCGUGCAAUAUCGUGUCUUCCUUGAAAAAAUGUAAGAGUCUUGGUACCAGUUUGAGUUGUUGUCAGUUCCUCGGGAGACGAAACGUGCAGAGUGUGUGUAAACAACAGAGUGAAAUCCCUUAUGAGCAAAACAUCUCAGAGCCAGAGGAGUCAUGAUAUUUCUGUGUUCACAUCACAUGUUAUUGAAUUUUUUGUUUUUGUUAAUUGAAGCUGAUUAUUAUUCUAAGCAAUGAGAGGUGAUGAAUAAAGAAUGAGAGGAAGUUGAAGAAGGGAGAAGAGAAUUCUUGUGA